AUUUACCUGAAAUCCAACAUGGCGGCAAAAUUAAACAAUCUCAGCAUGUUGUCGGAAUCGUGAAAUGAAAUGUACACUUGUGAUUACUUUGUUGACAUAUCGUGUAUCGCGCGGCUGGAUUCACAUUUGUCCAAGUGACCAUGUGGAAGUACUGUGUCCUUGGCCUAGUAGCAAGACUGGUUCUCUUGCUGUACGGAGAAUGGCAGGACCGCACUAUGGAGGUCAAAUUUACAGACGUUGACUACUUUGUCUUUGACGAUGCAGCAUCUUUUGUUAUUAAGGGACAAUCCCCUUAUGACCGAGCCACUUACCGCUACACCCCACUGUUAGCCUUCAUGCUUCUACCAAACAAAUGGUUUCACAGCUUCGGGAAAAUCCUUUUCAUCAUAUUUGAUGUGAUGACAGGGGCUCUGACAUAUUCCCUUGUUUCCUCCAAGGGUCAUAGUCACAAGACUGCAGUGGUUUGCGCCUGUCUCUGGUUGUUCAACCCCCUCCCAAUGGCUGUGUCUAGUCGAGGAAAUGCAGAGAGUAUCAUGUCCUUUCUAGUGCUUGCAACUCUUCAGCUGAUAGAAAACCGCCACGUUUUCAUGUCUGCAGUGUCAUAUGCUUUAGCAGUUCACUUUAAGAUAUAUCCCAUAACAUAUGCACUGCCAUUGUACUUACUAUUGGGGAAGGAUUUUGAGAAGGACAAGAUUCAGAGGACAGCAAGAUCAAAAUUUACUCAGCUGAAGAAAAGGACAAGAGAGGAUGUAUUAGUCUGGAGGGAAGUAUUACUGGACUUAAUCCCCAAUAUCAACAGACUGGUGUUUAUGUUGGUGGGGGCUACAGUGCUGGGAGGACUCACUGCAGUAUUCUAUGCAUGGUAUGGCUGGCAGUUCCUGUACGAGACCUACCUGUAUCAUGUGUUUCGGCAAGAUACACGCCACAACUUCUCCCCAUACUUUUACAUGCUGUAUCUGAUGGGCGUGGCUCACACGUCCACAUGGAUCAAGAUCCUCGCCUUCCUGCCACAGUGUCUUCUCAUCCUCACAUUCGCCAUCAAGUACUAUAGAGACCCACCCUUCUGCUGGUUCCUCAUUACAUUUGCUUUUGUAGCUCUCAAUAAAGUGUGUACGUCACAGUACUUCCUGUGGUACCUGUGUCUGGUGCCCCUCAUUCUCCCCUCCAUCAACAUCUCCGUGUCCCGGGGAGUCAUGCUGACCUCUCUCUGGUUCCUCGGCCAGGGUAUUUGGCUUUUACCAGCUUACUACCUGGAGUUUGAAGGUGUCAACACGUUCCUGUACAUCUGGGGCGCUGGACUGGCAUUCUUCACCAUCAACAGCUACAUCCUCUACAUUCUCAUCACCAACUACAGGCCGGUGUACAGUCAAAGCACGAGCAAAGCCAAACUUACAAUGAAAGUACAAUGAUUUCAUCAAAUUGUUGUAACCAUGGUAACCUCAGCCUGCUUGUCAAGUACUCAGAUGAAAAUACUGCAGACACUGUUGUAUGUUUCUCUGUGUUAAGUGUGUUACAGAUCAAUCAAACAGUUAAUUAUUACCCUAACUACACUAAAGGGACUGAUUACAAUAAGUGUCACUUGCUCGCUUCAAUAAAGUGACACCUUUUUAUCACGGCAUUCUGGAUUUCAGUUGACCUUAAAAUAAGAUGGUGUUUAAACAUUUCAAAGGUAGGGCUACUGGCAUGAUCCAUUCUAGAUGACUGGCAUUAAUUAGGUGAUGGGUUAGUAUGGGUAUGGGUUCAUUGUUGUUUAAAAAAGUACAUUGUGCCCAUGUACAGUACCAGGUAUUAACAUUGAUAGUGACAAAUAUUUCUCUCUCUCUCUCGCACACACACACACACACACACACACACACACACACACACACACAGAGGGUUAGAACUAAACUGAAAGGCUUCACUAGGCCCAGUAAAGAUAAAAUGCGUUUGUUAAAACAAUGGGGACAUUGCAAAAUUUGAACUAGCCCACAGGAACUUGUACUAGCCCCGGUCUAGCGGGCUAGUGUUAAUUUCUAACGCUGGGUUGAAAUCAAUUCCCUAGAGCUGUUAAUUCGUUGCACAGAAUUUAAUUAAGAAAUAUAUGUUAAAGCUGUCAUGACUUUUGAAAUAGAUUUUGAAAUAGUUUGUUAUGACUGUUGGUACUUUAUAUCCAUGUUUAUUAUGACCAUGAUCAACUGUAUUGUCUGAUCAGCACUUGGAGGAAUAACUCACGGACAGCAGUUAGAUCAACUCUGAACAUGAUGAACCCUGUUCGAAUGAAAAUAACAACCCAUAUAUGCCCUUCUGUAUGUCUGGGGUUUGCGUGACAGAUGACCCAUCCCACCUGCUUCUAGGCUUUUGUUCUGUGUUUCGAUUUAGAGUUCAGUUAACUGAUAACUGUAUUGAACUUUAAUAUUGUUAUUUAAUAUGUUUUAUAACAUUAUUUGUGUUAUUAUAUAUACGUAUAUUAUUAAUCACUAUUUAUUUUACUUGUUAAAUUUGUGUUUGUAUGUUUUGUGUCUUUAUCGUAAUGUCACCAUUUUCAUGUUAAGCAUUAUUAAGUUAUGUUUCUUUCCAGUUAGGAAUAAAGAUGACAGAAAUUAAAUAAAAUUUGAA
Haliotis rufescens (red abalone) is the source of this 2595-nucleotide messenger RNA. Its product is annotated as GPI mannosyltransferase 1-like. Gene Ontology annotation, biological process: GPI anchor biosynthetic process. Lineage: Eukaryota; Metazoa; Mollusca; Gastropoda; Lepetellida; Haliotidae. Gene Ontology annotation, cellular component: glycosylphosphatidylinositol-mannosyltransferase I complex; membrane. Bases 141 to 1409 code for a protein of 422 amino acids. The record is from RefSeq and is a predicted model, not a curated record. Gene Ontology annotation, molecular function: GPI mannosyltransferase activity; alpha-1,4-mannosyltransferase activity. The transcript has 6 exons.